Messenger RNA from Macrobrachium nipponense, 995 nucleotides. RefSeq lists its product as uncharacterized. The coding region runs from base 159 to 677 and encodes 172 amino acids. Gene Ontology annotation, molecular function: protein binding. NCBI's taxonomy places the organism in Eukaryota, Metazoa, Arthropoda, Malacostraca, Decapoda, Palaemonidae. The transcript is spliced from 6 exons. The record is from RefSeq and is a predicted model, not a curated record.
UCCUGUGAUGGAACAGGAGGAUAUGACGUCACAAAAGUGCUGCACUAUAAACGACCACGUUCAGGUAAGGCUGCUUAGUUAUUGACAGCUGGACCUCACGAGAGAAAGAGAGAGAAGAGGAGAAAGUUUUCUUAGAGACGCAGUACUUUAAGAGGAAAAUGACAGGUCUGGUAUUUGGGUCUAUGCUUCUGUUGGCGGUGUCAGCGGCUACGAUAGAACGAUCGAAGGAUUGUCCAAAUUUCUGUCCAUUACGUUACGACCCAAUGUGCGGCAGUGAUGGCACAACCUACUCAAAUAGGUGCUUCCUCAACAUAGCCAACUGUCGGGAUGAGUCUGUUCAGCUCGCUGGUGAAGGACCAUGCCCUCCCAAAAUUGAGUGCCCCGUGAAGUGCAACCGCCACUUGGAGCCAGUGUGUGGCACAGACGGCAACACUUACAGCAACGACUGUGUGCUUCUCAUGACCACAUGCAAGAAUCCAGCCAUUCAACUGGACUACGCAGGACCAUGUGUCGAAUGCCCAACCGGAUGCCCGAAGCACUAUAAGCCCGUGUGCGGUACUAAUGGAGUAACGUAUCCCAACCGCUGCCUACUGAAUGUGGCCAAGUGCAAGGAUCCUUCCAUCGAACUGGAGACCUACGGGCGGUGUUCCCACUCGAGGGUGUUCAAAAAUGUUUGAGGUACUCUGGAUGGAAGGUGUCGGACGACCUGACCGGCAGUCCUAAUCGCAUCGCUGUCGGCCGAUCACUGCUUCCUAUGAUUUUAUUUAUUAGACUAUGAUUUUAUUUAUUAGAUUCCUCCACACUUCUUUACCUCAUGUCAGUGGAUCGGCUGAUAGUCAAAGUCAGGGAUGGGGGAAAGAUGGGUUAUUCUUAAGCCUUUUCUUUAUAAGUUAUUGUGAAAGUUGUUGGUCGUGUUAUGUAACUUAUGUUGUCUCCGGAUGUGUUCUGAGAAUGGACAAAUCCUACUAAAUAUAUUUAUGAUGAUGAAAUGAUUA